CCUGCACAGCUCCUCGUACUUGAGAAACAACACCUCCUCGGGUCGUCUCUUGCUCUCUUUCCAAUAGCCCACCACGUGUUCGUAAAAAGGCCCGAAGGGCACAACCCCGCUGCAGAAGCUCUCCACCGCUCCCUCCAACGGGAACGGCUCGGGGCCGCCGCGUGUGAGCAGCUUGUUGUAGAAAUGCCACAUCGACACCACUGUGUCCUUCGGGUUACGAGCCACGUACACAAACCUGCAUCCGGACUCCCUCACCGCCUCCGGCAAGUAACUGUAAGGCACGUGAGUGUGGAGCAAUCG
Molecule: messenger RNA, 300 nt
Organism: Linum tenue
Lineage: Eukaryota; Viridiplantae; Streptophyta; Magnoliopsida; Malpighiales; Linaceae
Source: the annotation of a GenBank genome assembly